AUGUCUUCGAUUCAACCCCCAUCUUCACGGGCAGUCACAGUCGCGGACACUUUCACGCUCUAUGAUCUGCGUGUCGAGGCCAUCUGUCCGCCAGGCGCCCGCAUCCUCUGUGGCGCUCAACCAGGGGACCAUUUUUUACUUGAGGGCGAGAUGCUACGACUUGGCGAAGGCACGCGCGGUUUCUCUAUCUACUCGCUAUCUGCAGUGCUCCCCUUGCUCGCCGCGAAGCAACGCCCUACUCAUCCUCACGACUGGAUGUCGACAGAUGCUGAAGUGGCGUGUCCUGACCCACACUGCGGCUCGUGUUUGAGGAUAACGAGGAUUGCGAAGAGGGAGUUCUCGCACGCUGAAGUCAGUGGAGUGCCAUUGAAAAGCAGCGAAGCGAUGGGCUACCGGGGAGAGUCAAAUUAA
Molecule: messenger RNA, 411 nt
Organism: Peniophora sp. CBMAI 1063
Lineage: Eukaryota; Fungi; Basidiomycota; Agaricomycetes; Russulales; Peniophoraceae
Source: the annotation of a GenBank genome assembly